Molecule: messenger RNA, 438 nt
Organism: Coccidioides posadasii C735 delta SOWgp
Lineage: Eukaryota; Fungi; Ascomycota; Eurotiomycetes; Onygenales; Onygenaceae
Biological process (GO): proteasome assembly
Source: RefSeq, a predicted model, not a curated record
AUGACGCAAGACGCAAAAUCACCAUCCGUCUCACCUAUCGAGGUCUCCUUCCCGCUUCGCAGAGCUCUCUAUACAACACUUCAUAUCCAUCUCACUUUCCUCGCAACGACAACCAUGGUGUUUCUUACAACUACUUCAACCGGUGAAUCAAAAGGCGUUACGAGGCCAAUGGGGAGUUUUGUCUAUGCGAUGCCCAAUCGCCUGCAUCAUGGUGAUACGUUGGCCACUUCGAUGUAUACUACCCCAAACACCAUCGACUACGCCAGGCGCACGGCCCAGGCAUUGGCCCGCAGGAUGAAUAUGCCUGUCUACGUGGGGUGUAGUAUCGACCUUUCUGGCCAGGUGGCGGAGGAGGAGACCGCAGGCCUGGCGCAAAUUAUUAACACGAUCCUUGCCAAGUGGGAAGAAGUCAAAGAGAAGAAAGAAGCGCAAUCCUGA